Messenger RNA from Dimorphilus gyrociliatus, 937 nucleotides. NCBI's taxonomy places the organism in Eukaryota, Metazoa, Annelida, Polychaeta, Dinophilidae. The record is from the annotation of a GenBank genome assembly.
CAUGAAUUCUUCUGAAGAGGACCAUGGAGAAGAGAAGGCAGUGAAGGAAGAAUGGUACAUUUAUAUGUUAAAGAUUUUUGUAACUAUUUUUGGAAUUUUAGGAUGUGCUUUUGUUUUAUUUACAAUAAUGAAAAGGAAAUCACUUCAAAAUCAAAAUGGUAUAUUUAUUUUCUCCGUUUGCCUUUCCGACUUUGUACAGGCAGUUAUUCUUAUGCCUAUAAAUUUGGCAAGUGAAUUCAAUUUAGCAUGGCCUUUGUCUCAAACUGCGUGCGAUAUCGUUGGGAGUCUAACCGUAUCCCUAAUGACUGUAAGCGUUUAUAGUAUAUUGGGGAUGAAUAUCGAUAAGACUUUAGCAAUUGUUUUUCCAUUUAAGUAUCAGACAUACUUUUCGGUGAAAGUAGUUAUUAUGGUGUGUUUUUCAAUAUGGAUUAUAAGUUUAACAGCUAUUUUUGGUGGAAUUAUGGUAGUAGGUGGAGAGUACGUACCUGACAAUGGUCAUUGUAUGCCUGAUUUCUUAAAGAUACCUCAACUUUUCGUAUUAUUCGCAGUAAUUCUGCUAUUCGCGAUUAUAACAAUUGGUUUGAUGAACGUCGUAAACUUGGUGGUUGCCUGGAGGCAGUCUAAGAAAAUAUCCGACCUAGUCAAGGAAGACGUCAGCGUAAUCGCUACAAUCCGUAAAGGUUUAAUAACAACAUCAUUACUUGUGAUGGGAAUGUACUUGACAUGGUCUCCAACAAUUAUACUAUUACUAUUGGAAUUUUCCUUAAACAAACAUGCUCCAAAAUGGUUGGAGAAUAGUCACAUAUGGUUACAAUUUUCGAAUUCUACACUAAAUAUAAGCAUCUAUAUCAUUCGGAUGAAACAUUUUCGAAGAGAAUUACAAAGAUUGUUUGGUUGUGGUAAAAGUAGUGGAGACCAUGAUAGCACAAAUACCUAA